UGUGUAUGUCGCACGCAGGCAGCAUACUAUAUUUUGACAUCUUAUUGGUAGUGAUGCAAUACUAAUAUUCCUAUCAAAGCGUGAAAAUUAAUUCUAUUAAACAUGUCGCACAAAACUUUAAUUGAUUUCGUAGUGAAAUACCACACGCCGCGGUUAUUAAACAACAUAGUAUUCUUUCCGAGCAAUGGGAAUUCAUAUUUUGGAAGACGUCUGGUUGUCCCUGCGAAAACGGUAGCUGCAACAGCGGUAUCUCCAAGAAACUUCAGCACAACUAGAACCAAAUUCACAGAUGUACAAGCCACCGAACAGAUGCAGAUACAAGGCAAAUUCCAACUAAUGUAUACCUGCAAAAAAUGUAAUACCAGAAGCACAAAGUUCAUCACAAAACUUGCCUACUACAAGGGAGUCGUGAUCGUGAAUUGUGAUGGUUGUGAGCAUAGACACCUGAUUGCUGAUAACUUAAAUUGGUUCAGUGAUAUGAAUGGAAAGAAAAAUAUAGAAGAUAUCAUGGCGGAGAAGGGAGAAACGGUUCAGAAGAUUUUGUCAGAAGAUCUUGAGUUUAUUGCAACCGAAAUGGUCAAGAAUAUAGAGAAAUCUGAAGCUGAAGAGUUAGCCACAUUACCAAAGCUAUGAGGAGAUGUAACCUGUAAUUUUUAAUUCAAUAAUUUUCUGUCAAUAUUUAAAUGACAACAUGCUGUUUGUAAUAAACAAUUUUUGUUGCAUUUUAAAGUUGAACUAACAUUUGAAGGCACUGUAAUUCAAUUUAUUCCAGAUAUAUAAUGUUAAAUUAGUCUAUAUGUAUUCCAAUCUUCACUACUGUGGUUUAGCAACUAUUUAGAACAACGGACUCAGUUCUAAGAUGAGUAUAGUAUCACGACAUUACUUUGUUGUUAAAUUAACACAUUCACUGCCAGGAACCUACCUGGUGGGUGCUCAUGAACUUUGCUCAGUUGCCACCGCUGGGCAGGUUGUUUUAUACACCUAUAGACAACCGGUUUCUGGGGUAUUGCGCCAUUUUUGUCUGGCAGUAAAUGUGUUCUAAUUGUGUAUUAUUUAUGUUCUUAAUAAUCAGGGCAGCAAAUGAUUUGUAAAUAAGGGAAAUAAACAAUGCAACAAGAAACUGGAUUAUGAUUUUAUUUAUCAAUAUUUUCAGUUUAUAAAAUAAGUCACAAUAAUAUGGCUUUAAUAAAAUUAUACAUAGACUAUAUGUGGUAAUCUACUUGUAAAGAUAAUCCUAAUAAAAUAUUGGUAACACUG
Molecule: messenger RNA, 1257 nt
Organism: Cydia strobilella
Lineage: Eukaryota; Metazoa; Arthropoda; Insecta; Lepidoptera; Tortricidae
Product: DNL-type zinc finger protein-like
Exons: 1
Coding region: 103-633 (176 amino acids)
Biological process (GO): protein folding; protein import into mitochondrial matrix; protein stabilization
Cellular component (GO): mitochondrion
Molecular function (GO): zinc ion binding; protein-folding chaperone binding
Source: RefSeq, a predicted model, not a curated record